GAAGAGCCCCUAUCCCAUUAGACUCCUGUAUUUGCCCCCGAGACUAAGAGCAGGGGUGUUUUCUGAUCCAGGGUCUCUCUCCCCGAGGAACCCCCCACCGCCCCUCCACAGAAUGUCAUCGCCAGCGGCCGGACCAACCAGUCCAUCAUGAUCCAGUGGCAGCCGCCUCCCGAGAGCCACCAGAAUGGACUCCUCAAGGGCUACAUCAUCAGAUACUGCCUGGCCGGGCUGCCCGUUGGGUACCAGUUUAAGAAUAUCACAGACGCCGAUGUCAACAACCUGCUGCUGGAGGACCUCAUCAUCUGGACCAACUACGAGAUCGAGGUGGCCGCCUACAACAGCGCGGGCCUGGGCGUCUACAGCAGCAAGGUCACGGAGUGGACACUGCAGGGAGUGCCCACCGUCCCUCCGGGCAACGUGCAUGCUGAAGCCACCAAUUCCACCACCAUCCGCUUCACCUGGAACGCCCCCAGCCCCCAGUUCAUCAACGGCAUCAACCAGGGAUACAAGCUGAUUGCCUGGGAACCGGAGCAGGAAGAGGAGGUUACCAUGGUGACCGCCAGGCCUAACUUUCAAGACAGCAUCCACGUGGGCUUCGUGUCUGGCCUGAAGAAGUUCACGGAGUACUUCACCUCGGUGCUGUGCUUCACCACCCCCGGGGACGGGCCCCGCAGCGCCCCGCAGCUGGUGCGCACCCACGAGGAUGUGCCUGGGCCGGUGGGACACCUGAGCUUCAGUGAAAUCCUGGACACCUCGCUGAAGGUCAGCUGGCAGGAGCCGGGAGAGAAGAACGGCAUCCUCACAGGCUACCGCAUCUCCUGGGAGGAGUACAACCGAACCAACACCCGCGUGACGCACUACCUGCCCAACGUGACCCUGGAGUACCGCGUCACAGGCCUCACCGCGCUCACCACCUACACCAUCGAGGUGGCCGCCAUGACCUCCAAGGGCCAGGGCCAGGUGUCUGCCUCGACCAUCUCGUCGGGGGUGCCCCCGGAACUCCCGGGGCCCCCCACCAACCUGGGCAUCUCUAACAUCGGUCCCCGCUCCGUGACCUUGCAGUUCAGGCCCGGCUACGACGGGAAAACCUCCAUCUCCCGCUGGCUGGUGGAGGCCCAGGUGGGCGUGGUCGGGGAGGGAGAAGAGUGGCUGCUGGUUCACCAGCUCGCCAACGAGCCCGACGCCCGCUCCAUGGAGGUGCCCGACCUCAACCCCUUCACCUACUACAGCUUCCGCAUGCGCCAGGUGAACAUCGUAGGCACCAGCCCGCCCAGCCAGCCUUCCAGAAAGAUCCAGACCCUGCAGGCGCCUCCCGACAUGGCGCCCGCCAACGUGUCUCUGCGCACGGCCAGUGAGACCAGCCUGUGGCUGCGCUGGAUGCCCCUCCCGGAGAUGGAGUACAACGGGAACCCCGAGUCGGUGGGCUACAAGAUCAAGUACAGCCGGUCAGACGGCCACGGCAGGACGCUGAGCCACGUGGUCCAGGACCGCGUGGAGCGGGAGUACACCAUCGAGGACCUGGAGGAGUGGACCGAGUACCGCGUCCAGGUCCAGGCCUUCAACGCCAUCGGCAGCGGGCCCUGGAGCCAGACGGUGGUGGGCAGGACCCGGGAGUCAGUCCCCUCCUCUGGCCCCACCAACGUGUCUGCACUGGCCACCACCUCCAGCAGCAUGCUGGUGCGCUGGAGCGAGGUCCCCGAGGCCGACCGCAACGGGCUCGUGCUGGGCUACAAGGUGAUGUACAAGGAGAAGGACUCGGACGCCCGGCCCCGGUUCUGGCUGGUGGAAGGCAACUCGUCCCGCAGUGCGCAGCUCACGGGCCUGGGCAAGUACGUGCUCUACGAGGUGCAGGUGCUGGCCUUCACGCGCGUGGGGGACGGCAGCCCCAGCCACCCUCCCAUCCUGGAGCGGACGCUGGACGACGUCCCGGGACCGCCCGUGGGCAUCCUGUUCCCGGAGGUGAGGACCACGUCCGUGCGGCUGAUCUGGCAGCCCCCCGCGGCCCCCAACGGCAUCAUCCUUGCUUACCAGAUCACUCACCGGCUCAACACCACCACGGCCAACACCGCCACCGUGGAAGUGCUGGCACCCAGCGCCCGCCAGUACACAGCCACCGGGCUCAGGCCAGAGUCUGUCUACCUGUUCCGCAUCACGGCCCAGACCCGGAAGGGCUGGGGCGAGGCUGCCGAGGCCUUGGUGGUGACCACGGAGAAGAGAGACCGCCCGCAGCCCCCCAGCAAGCCGGUGGUGCAGCAGGAGGACGUGAGAGCCCGCAGCGUGCUGCUGUCCUGGGAGCCGGGCAGCGACGGGCUGUCCCCGGUGCGCUACUACACCGUCCAGACCCGCGAGCUGCCCGGCGGCCGGUGGGCCCUGCACUCCGCCUCUGUGAGCCACAACACCUCCACCUUCAUUGUGGAGAGGCUCAAGCCCUUCACGUCCUACAAGUUCCGAGUGAAGGCAACGAACGACAUUGGGGACAGCGAGUUCAGCGAGGAGUCGGAGUCGCUGACCACCCUGCAGGCCGCCCCGGACGAAGCCCCCACCAUCCUCUCGGUGACCCCCCACACCACCACUUCCGUGCUCAUCCGAUGGCAGCCGCCAGCUGAAGACAAGAUCAACGGCAUCCUCCUGGGCUUCCGGAUCCGGUACCGGGAGCUGCUCUACGAAGGACUCAGGGGCUUCACACUCCGAGGCAUCAACAACCCCGGGGCCACUUGGGCUGAGCUUACCUCCACGUACUCCGUGCGGAACCUGAGCCGGCCCGGCCUCACGCAGUACGAGCUGGACAACCUGAACAAGCACAGGCGGUACGAGAUCCGGAUGAGCGUGUACAACGCCGUGGGCGAGGGCCCCUCCAGCCCCCCGCAAGAGGUCUUCGUCGGGGAGGCAGUGCCCACGGCAGCGCCCCGCAACGUGGCCGUCCACGGCACCACAGCCACGCAGCUGGAUGUGACGUGGGAGCCACCCCCACUGGACAGCCAGAAUGGAGACAUCCAGGGGUACAAGAUCUAUUUCUGGGAAGCCCAGCGGCGGAACCUCACGGAGCGGGUGAAGACGCUUUUCCUGGCGGAGAACAGCGUGAAGCUCAAGAACCUGACGGGCUACACCGCCUACAUGGUCAGCGUGGCGGCCUUCAACGCCGCCGGGGACGGGCCUCGGAGCGUCCCCACCCGGGGCCAGACCCAGCAAGCAGCCCCCAGCGCCCCCGGCUCGGUCAAGUUCAGCGAGCUGACCACAACCUCCGUGAACGUGUCCUGGGAAGCCCCACAGUUCCCCAACGGCGUGCUGGAGGGCUACCGGCUGGUGUACGAGCCCUGCACGCCCGUGGACGGAGUCAGCAAGAUCGUGACGGUGGAUGUGAAGGGGAGCAACCCUCUGUGGCUGAAGGUGAAGGACCUGGCGGAGGGGAUGACCUACAGGUUCCGCAUCAGGGCCAAGACCUUCACCUACGGGCCGGAGAUCGAAGCCAACGUCACCACGGGCCCAGGGGAAGGUGCCCCGGGGCCGCCUGGCGUGCCCGUCAUCGUGCGGUACAGCUCGGCCAUCGCCAUCCACUGGUCCAGCGGAGACCCCGGCAAGGGGCCCAUCACCCGCUACGUCAUAGAGGCCAGGCCUUCAGACGAGGGGCUGUGGGACGUCCUCAUCAAAGACAUCCCCAAGGAGGUGAGCUCCUACACGUUCAGCAUGGACAUCCUGAAGCCGGGCGUCAGCUACGACUUCCGGGUCAUCGCGGUCAACGACUACGGCUUCGGCACGCCCAGCAGCCCCUCCCAGUCUGUGCCAGCCCAGAAAGCCAACCCCUUCUACGAGGAGUGGUGGUUCUUGGUGGUCAUCGCCCUGGUCGGCCUCAUCUUCAUCCUGCUCCUGGUCUUUGUGCUCGUCAUCCGCGGCCAGAGCAAGAAGUACGCCAAGAAGACAGACGCAGGGAACAGUUCCAAGUCUGGAGCCCUAGGCCACGGGGAGAUGAUGAGCUUGGACGAAAGCAGUUUCCCUGCCCUGGAACUCAACAACCGGCGGCUGUCCGUCAAGAACUCCUUCUGCAGGAAGAACGGCCUGUACACCAGGUCUCCGCCCCGGCCCAGCCCGGGCAGCCUCCACUACUCCGAUGAGGAUGUCACCAAGUACAAUGACCUCAUCCCCGCAGAGAGCAGCAGCCUGACCGAGAAGCCCUCAGAAAUCUCCGACUCUCAGGGAAGCGACAGUGAGUACGAGGUCGACUCGAGCCACCAGAAGGCCCACUCUUUCGUCAACCACUACAUCAGCGACCCCACGUACUACAACUCGUGGCGGCGGCAGCAGAAGGGCAUCUCGCGGGCCCAGGCGUACAGCUACACGGAGAGCGACUCGGGCGAGCCGGACCACGCCACCAUCGCCAACAGCAACAGCACCCAGCAGGGCAGCCUCUUCCGGCCCAAGGCCAGCCGGACUCCAACGCCCCAAAACCCCCCGAACCCCCCGAGUCAGCAGAGCACCCUCUACCGGCCCCCCAGCAGCCUCGCUCCUGGCUCCCGGGCUCCCAUCGCAGGGUUUUCGUCGUUCGUUUGACAGCACGGAAGGGGGAAGAGAAAGAAACAUGGCCCCGAACUCCUCUUCCACCCCUGCUCCCACCGCCUGCCAGAAAACAGGAACACCAAGAAACCAAGUCAACUUUUCACCUCCCGGGUUUGUUUUGCGCGGAGAUUCCAGGGCCAGCCAAGCCGGCGUUGAGAAGGGCGCGAGGAAACCAGGAAGGACGCGUGCGGCCGGCGACUCUUCCAUGCAAGAGCGUGGGGCCCCCUGCCCCUCCGGGAAUCACAGGGAGCUGGGCAAGUGGCCAUGUCCCCGCUGCAGGGGACGCAGAGUGGGUUGGGCCCCCGGAGAGAGGCGGAGAGGAGGCAGAGGACUGGAGGCCUCUCGGGCCGGCAGGGGUGAGGGAGGAAGAAGCUUCUGGAUGUCCAGCCAGCUGCCCUCCUUCCGGGCCGCUGCUGGUGGCUCCUCUGCAGAAGGGACAGGUGUCCCCCGAGGCAGGGCCUGCCUUGUCUCUGUGCUCCCCUCUCGCUCCCUGGCAGCCUCAGCCGGCCUCGCCCAAACACCUGCCCUGCCUCGGCCGCCUCUGCCGCCCUCCUCCCUGGCUCAGCUCCUCCACCGAGCAUUCGGUUUAUUUAGAAAAAGGAAACAACAACAACAACAAAAAAAAAAAACCUAAAGGGUGAGAAUUUGCUUAGCUACUUCCCUGCUCCUGCAUAUUUUUUAAAAAACUAAGAAUGCAAGGAAGAGGGCCCGAGGGCUGGGGGAGAGUCCCCCCAGCUGAACCCUGCCUCCUUUUGCUGGAGUUCACUUUCCUGAGCACGGACAAGGAGAGGUGAAGUCCGGGGGGCUUGGACGUUGUGCGACACCGGGUGUGACGCAUGGCGGGCAGUCAGGAAGAUAAGGGUGAAGCUGUGACUGUUCUCUUUCUUCCAACCCAGGCACCACCUCCCCCAUGCUUAAAGGAGGAGGGACAUGGCAACUGCUAAAGCAAGGAAGUUCAGCUGGCCUCGGUGGGGAGCCCGGUGGGGUGAGGAGCCUCCAUCUGGGCAGACAUCACUGUCCCCUGGAUAGGUACCUUCCUGCCAGCACGCAGGCACGAAUACACACACACGCACAUGUGCACGCACGCACACACCCUUCCUACGCAUUUGCACGGGGAAGGGUCUGAGGACCUUCUCCAGAAGAAUCCGCUCUGGGUCCUCCUAGGCACACAGCACACUGUGUCCCUCGAGCUCUGAACCCACAGCCUCCUAAGCACAGAGGCACAGGAGCCCGGGGGCGGCCCACGUCCCCGGUGCAGAGCCUGGAGCACCCAGAGUUUGCCCCGUCUGCCUAGUCCCCAGUUUACAAAGAGUCAAAAAACGCUCCAACCCCCAGGAACGCCUCCCAGGCCGUACCCAGCCUGGACAGGGCUGUGGGCGCAGGAGGGGCCGGUCAGGAAGCCCAGUCCCAACUGGACACGGCGUUCGAGAUGCGCAGCCAGGCCGGCCAGCAGGGGCAGGUCAGAUGGGACCAAGGGACAAGAAUAGCCGAUGGGAGGGAAAGCUUUGACACACACAGUCGGCUCCAGGGAAUGUUCUUUAAAAAGCCACUUCUGGUGGCCUGGAUCUUCCCAUCCACUUGGUACUUGCAGACAUAAGGGUUGGGGGAGGAGCCUUUCCGUCCGAUCCCCCCGGGCGGUCCGAGGCCCCUGUGCAACCCUGGCCAGCCCUGGGAAGCUGGCCUGAGGCUCCCCGCAACCACUGGGGACAGUGGGAGUCGCAGGGCUCCCUGGGGAUGCCGGGCACAGGCCCUCCUGGCCCCGAGGAGAGGAGGUGACCCCCUGCUUUGUGGGUGAGGAGAGUCAGGGGAGGCCUGAGUGGGAGAUUCCAGAAGCAGACCAAGGGAAGAGAGAGCCUGUAUCUCCACAUGCACAUACACGCACACACACCCGGCCACCAGCCCCCGAUCAGUCGCUGUGCUCAUGGCGACUGGGGAGGGGGUCAGGGGCUGGGCCCAAGGAAAGGGUGCUCCCAGCCGUGGGCUGUUCCCAGCACACCUGACCCCCGGGAAACAUGAAUGGGGAGAUGUUGGAAGGCGGCUCCGCAGACAGGCUGACCCCGCUCUAGAGGCCAGUUGGCUGUUUCUCCAUGCAGGGGGUCUUGGACGGGAAGCUCUCCCCCAGUGGAGGACAAAGGGCUGUGGUUUUGCUCCUCCAGGAAAUACGGUGCUCAGGGCCUCCCUGGACUUGUCAGCUGGACACCCCGCCCCCACCCGCAACCCCCCAG
Messenger RNA from Microcebus murinus (gray mouse lemur), 6776 nucleotides. The record is from RefSeq and is a predicted model, not a curated record. NCBI's taxonomy places the organism in Eukaryota, Metazoa, Chordata, Mammalia, Primates, Cheirogaleidae.